GAUUUAUUGCAGGGUCAUUUGCUUAUGACUGUUCGUAAUGAUUUACAUCCGGGUUGGUUUGACGUCGGCCGUUAGAAAAGAUCCAUUUUCGAUUUUCGAUCUUCUUCGUCACCGUCUCAUUUAUUUAUUUGUUCUGUGUGGGGGUUCACGUUUACUUCUAUCUUGUGUUGUUGGUGGCAUUGGAUGAUCCUCCACACCUCGAGCUGCACAUUGACAAAGACUAAACGUGAACGGGGAGGGGCUAGUUCGUUAGCAUUGGACGAUUGGCUACUUAGCUAGCUAGCUAGGAGUGUGCAAGUUGCCUCUACAGGAACCCACUACAGUACGAACACACGCAAAAUGAAGAUUCCCGUCACUCGCAAGCCCGCUCGGUCGCUGUCUCCGAUGGCGGUGAAGCAGGCCGACAAAAUGCUGCAAGAUCGCAUCUCCGCCUAUGAGAAAAAGAAAGAGGCUCGUUUGACCGAGAAGGAACGAGAGUUGAAGCGCAAAGAGGAAGAGAGGAAGCGGCGGGAUGAAGAAUGGAAAAAGAGUCACAAUGUCAAGAAGGAAUUGGCUCCUGCCAAUGUAGUCAGUCAAGUGCCUUCCCACAAAAAGCCGGCUCGUGCCGCACGAUCCCUCUCUCCCACUCGGGCUGCCCCCAUCAAGAAGAAUGUUGGUGAAGCCCGCCAAGAUGCCGCUGCAUUGGGAGCUGCCGCUCGAGCUCGUGCCAAACAAGAUGAAGCCGAGCGCAAGAUUCGGGUAGAAAAGGAAAAUCGUGUCAAAGCACAAACCCACACAGCCCAUCAAAAAGUUGUCACGGCCCGCAUGAACCGGUGGAAAGAGCUUCAGGUCAAACGACUUGCCGAAGCGGCAAAACGAGCCAAAGCGUUCGGCCAUGGACCACCUCCGGAACGGGUGCCCAAAAUGAGUGCCCUGUUGGCCAUGGGAGGUCCCGAAGCAGAAGACUACAAGAAAAAGCAAGAGGCCGCAAAAUUGGCCGUGUGGAAAUCCCAUCUCAGAGACAAGUGGGAAAUUGUCCGGACCAGUUUUGAUGGCAUGUCCAGUUUUGAAGAGAAAAAGGAAAUUAAAAUCAACACAUUCACCACCGAUGAGGAAGCCAUUCAGGAAUUCAAACACAAUCCCGAAAAAUAUCUGGCCAUGCAUUUUCACCCUCUACAACCCGAACCCAAAGACUACCAUUUUAUUCUACGUCCAGGCACGGUUGGAUAUCAACCCCUCGAUGUCAAAAACGAUGGCACAGGACAACGUGUCAUUUGGCGACACAUUUAUCGUCGACUCAAGCCCUUUCCCGACAAUCUCUUGCCCGUAAGGUCUUGUGACAAGUACACGGAUAACAUGACAUUUCUGCACCGAAAACUCCAUUCGACCUCGUCCAAGCGCAUGCCGCUGCUGCCCGGUCGUGGCAUGGGACUGGGCGAUGAAGCCAAUAUGGAUAUGAUUGGGGCCCAAGGAGCAUUUCCGGAUCAUGUGCGUCAAGGAGCAUGCGUGGGAGAUUGUUGGUUGCUCUCGGCCAUUGCCUGUCUUGCGGAUUUCGAUUGGGCCAUCCAGCGGCUCUUUCGAAAGUCAAAGCCAGGCACAAUCAAGGAUAAACCAACCGAUGAACCCAAUCAGUACACAGUGACACUGUGGGAUUUGAAAACAUGGAAAGAAGUGGACAUUGUCGUGGAUGAACGACUGCCAGUGCGUGAUGAUGGAACUGGCUACUUGUUAGGUGCCAAACCUUCCAAGGAUGGCAAGUUCUGGGUCUGUUACCUAGAAAAGGCCGUUGCGAUGCAUUGUGGGGGCUACGAUAAAAUUGUUGGCGGCAACCCCACGGAUGCCUGGCCCAUGUUGACGGGUUCCCGAAACCAAUUUGUCAUCCAAAAGGUACGAGGUACCAGCAAGUACUGGUGCGGUGCAAAGUACAAUCCAGAGGACCAAAAGUGGUCUCCACACAGCAAUUCGCCACAUGACUCUUCUUCCAUGCUAUGGAAAGUCAGCUGGCCCAAGGCUGGGGGUGGCGGGGAUGGAGAUCUCACGGAAGAUGAAUUGUUCCAGAGAAUCAUUACCUGGGAUGAACACAAUUUCUUGAUUGGGGCUGCCACAGCGGGUACCUCAGAUAGGAAUACUACUGAUGGCAUUGUCGACAAUCAUGCCUACAGCAUCAUUGACAGUCGACAAAACAUCUGUGGGACGGGCAUCGAUCUACUGCUGAUCCGAAACCCAUGGGGCGAAGGUGGUGAACUCCAGAAUGGGCAAUUCAUGAGAUCGGGUCCGGGAUGGGGCAAGUACCCCAACAUCAAAAAUGAGCUGAAUCCGUCCUUGGAAGAUAACGGGCUCUGCUGGGUGACCAAACAGGAAUUCUUCCGCUACUUUCCAAGCGUCUACGUCUGUACUCUCAACAUGACACGAAUCAAAGACAGCAACUAUGUGAACGAUCUGGAGGAUGACUUUGUCAAGAAACCAAAGGCAACAGCUCCCAAGCCAAAACCCAAGCCGGCGCCUGUGUCUCCCAAGAAAAAGACCAUUAUCCGGCAUGCUCCCCAACAGGAAAAAUGGUCUCCUCAUGCCAUCGACACAUCAUCGGAUCCCAACUCUACCCACAAGAUUGUUGUCACCACGUUCAAUGGUGGCUAUUCUUUUUCGGACAUCAACAAGAAGGAUGUGGCAGGAACAGCGAUCCAGAAGGGUGUGGAUGAGUUCCGAGCCAAUCCGGACAAGUACGUGUCCAUGGUGUACCAGAACAGCAUGGUGGAGGAGGGCUGGCCCGUCGACAAGCACCGGUACACAUUGUUUUUGCGUGCUGGAACGGAGGAUCUGGAUGUGAAUGCCGCUCCUGGUGGUAAGAAAACCUUGUUGACCAACGUUCGUCGGUAACGGUCGAUGGAUUGCAUGUGAGGCAAGUCAUGGUGAAAAUAGACAAACGAGCGAACGUACGAACACCCGAAAAAACGUGGAGAAAAAACGAAAGCAGGGAUAUUAUGAUGGCGGGAUGGAUUCCCCAUCAUUCGGUAGCUGGAGCUUUAUUAAACGUAGUAAACGGAAAAGGUUGUAUGAGUUGU
This is a messenger RNA of Seminavis robusta, 3041 nucleotides long. The record is from the annotation of a GenBank genome assembly. Lineage: Eukaryota; Bacillariophyta; Bacillariophyceae; Naviculales; Naviculaceae.